Molecule: messenger RNA, 288 nt
Organism: Closterium sp. Naga37s-1
Lineage: Eukaryota; Viridiplantae; Streptophyta; Zygnematophyceae; Desmidiales; Closteriaceae
Source: the annotation of a GenBank genome assembly
AUGAUGGCGGCUCUUUCGCUUGUGGUGGAAGGAGAAUUGCAGCGUCUCACUCACUUAAACCUGGAAGCAUCAGCAGAUGCCGAGCGUCUCGCUGACCUGGCGGUCGGCGUGGGCGUCUUUGUGCGCUGCCAGCUGGCGGCGCGGGCAGCAACACUUCGGCAGCUAGUGGCGGAGGCGGAGGAGGCGGAGCGGCAGCUUGCUGACCUGGAAGGAGUGGUUGUUGAGCUGGAUAGAUUCACUGGGAAGCUUGAACAAGCCGUGGCAAAAGCCCUUAGGGAGGGGGUGUGA